Messenger RNA from Schistosoma spindalis, 2629 nucleotides. NCBI's taxonomy places the organism in Eukaryota, Metazoa, Platyhelminthes, Trematoda, Strigeidida, Schistosomatidae. The record is from the annotation of a GenBank genome assembly.
UGAAAGCUCUAAGUGUACCGCUAAAGGAAGUGUUAUUUUCAAAUAGCUCUUCCAGAUGCCUGUUGUUCAUAUGUCCUCAUGUAUUAUUUCAUAUCUAAUUGUGUUAACUUGCCGAAAAAACUCACCCAUAGCUAUCGGAAAUCGUUCGAAAUUCUUUCAUGGCAGAAAACUGGUCAAUCGGACCUACAGUUCAUUUUGGUUCACAUUCGCUUCUUCCCUCCACUGACCUUCAAAUAUUGUGGGACCUACUUCAGUGUAGGGACUGCUGGUUCAGACGCAUUUAUCACCAACUUGCUGCCAACGAACUUCGGUCAAAUUCAGUUGUGGCACUAAGCCCUCGAAAAAGUUUAGUCCCCUCUGUUCCCUUCCAUAGUCUUACGAGAGCGAUCCAAGCAGUCUUACGUGGUUUCAAUCUAAAUCGUAAAUGUUCAUCAAAACUACACACGAAAGCGACCAACUUAGCAUCAUUUCUGCAUUUACAUAUAAAGACUAGUUAUCACCAUAUAACUGUAGUCAGUACCAAAUUCUGCAUCAAAAGACAGUAUUGGGUCUGCCCUUCUCAUGGACGUCGUCUGUUCGAUUUGCUAUACUGUAGUAGCGACUUUAGUAUUCCGGAGCGGGAAGAUGGGUUAGACCUCGAUUUAACUAUUCGUUCAAUAAUCCCUAAGGGUCAAUCUGAUUUCUUUCGAUCUGUUCAGCUUUCAAGCUCCUCAGAUGAAAGUGAUGAACCGGAACAGACUUUUUCUGUUCAAAUCCGCACUCCAGAGCUGUAUAUAGUAAAGCCAAAUCCAGAAGGUUCCCACAAUCAUUUGUCUACAAAGGCAUGUUCCACGGAACCCAAAAAAUUCAUAAGCAAACAACUUUAUGAAAUCAACAGGAAAUGGUCGUUCAAAUACAGUGUGAAUAACUUAAACCAUAAACACCUGUGUAGUGAAAACGAUGCUCGACAUACUUUUGAUCCUCACUACAAUGAAAGAAAACUAGAUGGUCCAAAACAUGUGCAUUUUCCUAGGGGCAACCCUAUCUCUGCUGUGUACAAUCUUUAUACAUAUGCUACAGCAAGCAGGUUGGAAAGGUCUAAUCGUAUUUGGGAAAUAGAAGCAAGGUCUCGCUACUUUGAUCGUUUGAAGUAUUUAAUAUCAAAUGGUUUCGAGGCUGACCUAGCAUCCCAGUUGGCAGGAGAUGAUGAUGAAUCUAUGGAACUUCACUCUAGUGUUAAUAAAGCUCUUGACAAUAAUGCAUGCAAACAAGACAAUCUCAAACCGACCAAUAUAAUAUCUAAGCGUUCAAAACCUCGACAUCGCAAACGUAAUCGAAAACGUGGGUCCAACCCAGUAUCAUUGUUAUCUUCACAUUCACAUAAUGCAACUGACCCUAGUAUUUCAAGAAAUAAAAUUGAUGAUAACUAUCAGAAAUGUGUGUCGCUUGCACAAUAAUUAUCAGGAGUAAGUUGGGAAAAUUACCGACAUUCAAAUCAAAAUGUGACUCAUCAAGUCAAUUUGUCCCAUCCAACUAAAUUAUUUGCUUUCACUGUCUUUUACUAUCAACAAUUUUAUUGUUAUCGCUUCAACUUUUCUGAUUCUCAUCAUGGCAAUUCCGUGCUUUUGUGUUGGUGUAAUGUGGAUACCUGAACUGAUGUACAUUCGAUCCAGAUGCGAUAUCGUAUCGAAGUGACUAAGUAAGAUACAACAUAGUUGGGCAAAGGUGAGAAACAUCUGGUGGUGUGUUGCCCAGAAUAUGUACUUUCUAUUAAAUAUAACUAGAAAUUCCUAGCUACGUUUCUAGAGGAUGACGUAACUGGAACUAAAUCGGAAUCUUAUUUCCUAUGCAAAAGAUAGUUAUGAUUUCCAUCCUAUUUUUGCAUGUCAUUGGCCUCAAGAAUCGUUUAAAAAGUGACCUGUUGAAUAUGAUGAACACUUGUCAGAAUGAAAAAUCUUGUUCUCUAUUUUAUUGAAUAAAAAUCCAAAUUUUUUCUUCACAUUAAAUAAGCGAUUUUAUCAUAUCUGUGUAAAUUAAAUCAUCUUAUAACAUAACAAUGUUUUUUGUUGUGCAUUGGUUUUUAGUCGGGCGGUAGAUUCAAAUUUGAAAACAAUAUCUUUUGUUUUUAGAACUAUCAUAGAAGUAAUUGCCUUAAGGGUAGUUGAAAACUCCAAGUCAUGGAAUUGAUUUGACCUCCAUAAUCCUAUUAUUCCUAGCGUGCUCUACAUAAUCCAAUCACCUGCUUGUUAUCUGUCAAAGUGGUUUGUUAAGGUGGCAUAUACAGUGUUCAAUUAUUUUACAUCAGUAUCCUGCCAACAACAACUUCGUUAAUCAUCAUUGCUUGAUUGCUACUAGGCGUGCUAUUGAGUCGAGGCACGAUACAUGAAACUUGAGAAGUUACCCUUUGUCUAAUUGCUUGGUUAUUGAUCAAACAGUUACUUGGUUUUAUUUUUUUCGAAUCUAACUACAAACCACCUUUUGGUUCACUGAUUGUCGAUCUUUUCUUUUACUAUUAAAUAAUUACGGUCGAUUAACCGUUAGUCUGCUUUGAAUCGAAUAUGCCAUAGUUAUGUAUAUACUGAAACACUUUGUGGUUUGUUUUGGUAUUAUAUUUUGUUCGUAUAAUCAUAUGAAGUAUGGGUACUAGUAA